Messenger RNA from Vigna umbellata (rice bean), 2072 nucleotides. RefSeq names its product protein trichome birefringence-like 11. The record is from RefSeq and is a predicted model, not a curated record. Gene Ontology annotation, molecular function: O-acetyltransferase activity. Gene Ontology annotation, cellular component: Golgi apparatus. Lineage: Eukaryota; Viridiplantae; Streptophyta; Magnoliopsida; Fabales; Fabaceae.
CUUCGGCGCAUGAAAGCACGUUCCAAUCCAAAGUCCAAUUCCCCCACUCUCUUCAAACAACGCGGUGCACGUCUCUCUAACCGUUACUCACUUCCUCCAUCUUCUUCUAAAUAUUAGACUCAUCUUUUUUUCAGUUUUAAAUCAAAUUCCUGAUUUUUCCAUUUGAAAACAAAUCAUCUUCACACGAAAUAGCCAAAGAAAAUAAUUGAAACACACAAUCCAUAGUAUAUCAGUCAGCAGAAUUUUAUUAUUACUGUAACAAAUAAUGAAUGAUAUAUUCAAAACUGACCCAUAAACAAAUAUAGUUAACAAAGGUGAUAAACUUUUUAGUCAAACUGUGAUUGAAGACUACUUCUUGAUCAACCAUAAAUAUUGAUUUUUUUCUCUUUUGGCUCUGCAUUCACGCGCCAUAUAUUCUGAAACUCACCCAUCAAGUAAGGCUUAGCGAAGGGGCCAAUGAAAAUUCCUUGCAUGCCACCCUUCAGAGUUUACAAAGUUGUCAUCUUUCUCUGUCUUUUCUCAUCAGUCUUCACAAGUUCAACCGUUAUUACAGGAACACCACUCACCCAAAUUCUAGAAUUUCAGAAUUUGAAUUUCCUCUGUCUAUACUCAAUUUGAUGUCUUCUAAGAGGACCCCACAGCAAUACGUGGAAGCCAUGCCGGAGUUGGAAACUUUAAGGAGGGUGAAACGUUUAAGGUUGUUUGAACCGUCGGUUAGUGUUGCUGGGUUUUCUCUGGUAUCUGCCUUUGUUGUAUGGAGCUUCUUCUACUUGGAUUAUAAGGAACUCGCUGGAAGGUUCGGGUUCUCGGGUCAAUCUGAGAGGGUUACUUGGUCGCACCAGAAAAGUGGUUCAGUAGAGGGACGUGCGCAUAGAGUUGAGUUUCUUGGAGAAAAGGGUGGUGGGUGUGAUUUGUUUGAGGGUAACUGGGUUUGGGAUGAAAGUUACCCUUUGUAUGAGUCAAAAGAUUGUAGCUUCCUUGAUCGGGGAUUUCGGUGUUCGGAGAAUGGAAGACCUGAUUUGUUUUAUACAAAGUGGAGGUGGCAACCCAAAACUUGCAACUUGCCCAGAUUGAAUGCAACAACCAUGUUAGAAAAACUGCGAAACAAGCGCCUGGUAUUUGCUGGGGACUCAAUUGGGAGAAACCAAUGGGAGUCACUAUUAUGCAUGCUCUCUGCUGGUGUUCCUAACAAGGAUUCAAUCUACGAAGUGAAUGGUAGCCCAAUUACAAAGCACAAGGGGUUCUUGGUGUUUAGAUUCAAGGAUUAUAACUGUACAGUGGAAUACUACAGAGCUCCAUUUCUUGUAUUGCAAAGCCGGCCUCCUCCUAAAACUAAUGAAAAGAUUAGAACAACCCUGAAGUUGGAUCAGAUGGAUUGGUACUCUUCGAAAUGGAGAGAUGCAGAUGUUUUGGUUCUUAACACAGGGCACUGGUGGAAUUAUGAGAAAACCAUAAAAGGGGGCUGUUAUUUCCAAGAAGGGUUGGAAGUGAAGUUGGAAAUGAAGGUAGAAGAAGCGUAUAAGAAGUCCAUUGAAACAGUGUUGAACUGGAUACAAAAUUCAGUAAAUGCUAGGAAGACUCAAGUUUUCUUUCGCACUUAUGCCCCUGUGCAUUUCAGAGGUGGUGAUUGGAGAAAAGGUGGAAGCUGUCAUUUGGAAACACUACCAGAGCAUGGCUCCUCGUUGGUGCCUAAGGAUAACUGGUCGCAAUUCAAAAUAGCCAAUUCUGUGCUAUUAGCACAUACAUAUACCAGUGAAGUUUUGAAGUUCAAGAUAUUGAAUGUAACUCAGAUGACGGCUCAGAGAAAAGAUGGUCAUUCAUCCAUAUAUUAUCUGGACCCAAAUGCAGACCCAACACCUCUCCAUCGCCAAGAUUGCAGCCACUGGUGUCUCCCUGGUGUACCAGAUGCUUGGAAUGAGCUACUCUACGCAUUGUUCAUGAAACAUGAAACUUCUCAUACACAAAACUAGCAAUACACAUGUCAAGCAUAUACAUAUAGCAUUUUAUUUGUACUGUAUAGAUUCGUGGAAUAUAUUUUUUGCAUUACAAAGGCAAAUGAAUAUACCAAUUGC